Molecule: messenger RNA, 1134 nt
Organism: Prunus armeniaca (apricot)
Lineage: Eukaryota; Viridiplantae; Streptophyta; Magnoliopsida; Rosales; Rosaceae
Source: the annotation of a GenBank genome assembly
AUGGGAAUGAAGAGCACUGGAGGAGGAGGAGGUGGAGAGAUUAUACAAGUUCAAGGAGGCCACAUUGUUCGAUCCACCGGCCGCAAAGACCGCCACAGCAAGGUCUACACCGCCAAAGGCCCCCGAGACCGCCGCGUCCGGUUGUCUGCCCACACCGCCAUCCAAUUCUACGAUGUUCAAGACCGCCUCGGCUAUGACCGCCCCAGCAAAGCGGUUGACUGGCUCAUCAAGAAAGCAAAAUCCUCCAUUGACAAGCUUGCUGAGCUUCCUCCUUGGCACCCUAUCACUGGCGUUGCAGCAAACAAUGCUGAGCCCGAUCAAUCCAAUCCAAAUGAAAUGGUGAUUGCAGGAGGAGCAGAGGAAACAGAGUCCUCUGGCUACAAUUUCCACCAGCUGCAGAGGCAAAUGGGUGAGAAUAACAACCAAGCAAAUAAUGUUUCAAGCUUCAACAUUCCUCCAUCUAUAGACUCAGACACCAUAGCUGACACCAUGAAAUCAUUCUUCCCCACAAGCUCAGCAGCCACUUCAUCCAUCAAUUUCCAAAGCUACCCAGCGGAUCAUGAUCUGAUUUCAAGAACCACCAACCUAAACCCUUGCCAAGACCUUGGCCUCUCUCUCCACUCUUUCCAAGACCAAGGCCUAAACAUCCAUCACACUCACAGCCAGCAAUCCCAAGGAGACACCAACCACAACAACGAUCAGAUUCAGACCCUUUUCGCCGCCGGGGCGGGAGGAUCAACGGUGGGAUUUGACACUAGUUAUCAGAGAAUGGUGGCAUGGAGCAAUCAGAACAGAGCAGGUGAUGGUGGAUUUGUAUUCAACUCACACCCACAAGCAUUGCCACAGCAAGCAUAUGCUCAUGCUCAGGGGGGUACCCUUCAGUCCAGUUUUUCGCCAUCAGUUUCAGCUCGGGCCUGGAACGAUUCUUCUAUCUUUGGCACACAGCAGAGAACACAGCAGCAGCAGCAGCAGCCAAUGAUUCACCAUUCUUCAAUCUUUGGCACCCGCUUCGCCUCUGAUGGCGGCUUGCCAGUGUUCUGCAUCCCCACGCGUAUUGACGCUGAGGAGGCGGAUAAUGGCGGUGUUUCAGAUCGACCAUCAUCCACUUCCUCUCCCAAUUCCACCCACCAUUGA